AUGAUUGUCAAGGACACAAAUCGCAGCAGAGCGAUCAUUCCGCUCAUGGUCAAUAAUAAACCAGUGACAACAGAAACGACUUUCCAAAUACACAACCCAGCAAAUGGGGAAGUGAUCGAGCACUGUUCAAGUGCGUCAAUCGACAAUGCGAACCACGCUGUGGAGGCUGCCAAGGCUGCCUUUCCCGCAUGGAGCAAGAAGAAGCCGUAUGAUCGCAGAGACAUAUUGUUUAAGGCCGCCAACAUAAUGCUGUUGCGAAAAGAGGAGUUGAUCCGGUAUCAGAUGGAAGAAACAGGCGCUGGAAGGUUAUUUGUGGAGAAGACUCUCUCGAUGGGCAUCAGUUUCAUCAAGGAUUUUGCAGCAAGGAUCCCAUCGAUCGAGGGCACUGUACCCGCCGUGUCUGAGGAUGGCGAAUGCGCAAUGGUGUUCAAGGAGCCAUAUGGUGUAAUUUUGGGGAUUGCACCCUGGAACGCCCCGUACAUUCUUGGUACACGCUCCAUCGCGCUACCUCUCGCCGCUGGUAAUACUGUUGUUUUAAAGGGCUCCGAACUAUCACCAAAAUGCUUCUGGGUACUUGCCGAUAUUUUUCGGGAGGCUGGCCUUCCUGCGGGAUGUCUGAACGUAAUUUACCAUCGGCCCUCGGAUGCAGCGGCUGUCACCACGGCGCUCAUUGCGAACCCCGCUGUCCGCAAGAUCAGCUUCACUGGUAGCACUACCAUUGGCUCGAUCGUCGCGUCCACUGCAGGCAAGUAUGUCAAGCCAGUACUUCUCGAACUGGGGGGCAAGGCAUCAGCUAUCGUUUUGGACGAUGCCAAUCUGGACAAAGCCGCAAUGUGCUGUGCACUGGGUGCCUUUAUGCACUCUGGUCAAAUCUGCAUGUCCACUGAGCGCAUCGUAGUACAGCGAUCUAUUGCCGAAAAGUUCUGCCAGUUGCUGACAGACGCGACAGAAAAGGUCUUUGGCACGCAUGUAGCAGCGCCAGUGCUUGUGGCAUCUGCCGCUGUCAAGAAGAACAAGGACCUCGUGACCGACGCACUUUCCAAGGGGGCGGAUGUCGUUUUUGGUGAUGCUAACGCCAGUGAUGAGGGCAGCAAUAGUAUGCGACCCUUGAUUAUCGGCAACGUUACAAAGGACAUGGAUCUAUAUUCCACGGAAUCCUUUGGUCCAACCGUGUCCCUUAUUGUGGUCGACGAUGAAGAGGAAGCGAUUGCGCUUGCCAACGACACCGAAUAUGGGCUCUCGUCCGCAGUCUUUACAGACAGCUUGUUCCGGGGACUAAAGGUAGCCAAGCAGAUCGAGUCCGGUGCCGUCCACAUCAACUCGCUGACUGUACAUGACGAGCCUGUGCUACCACAUGGGGGAUGGAAGAGCAGUGGAUUCGGUCGCUUCGGCGGAACUUCCGGGUACGACGAGUGGUUGCAAACCAAAACAGUCACUUGGGUGCAGUAA
Molecule: messenger RNA, 1449 nt
Organism: Aspergillus tanneri
Lineage: Eukaryota; Fungi; Ascomycota; Eurotiomycetes; Eurotiales; Aspergillaceae
Product: aldehyde dehydrogenase
Exons: 4
Coding region: 1-1449 (482 amino acids)
Molecular function (GO): succinate-semialdehyde dehydrogenase (NAD+) activity
Source: RefSeq, a predicted model, not a curated record